Daphnia magna is the source of this 1076-nucleotide messenger RNA. RefSeq names its product solute carrier family 46 member 3. Gene Ontology annotation, molecular function: transmembrane transporter activity. Gene Ontology annotation, cellular component: membrane. The coding region runs from base 72 to 1076 and encodes 334 amino acids. NCBI's taxonomy places the organism in Eukaryota, Metazoa, Arthropoda, Branchiopoda, Diplostraca, Daphniidae. Gene Ontology annotation, biological process: transmembrane transport. The transcript is spliced from 3 exons. The record is from RefSeq and is a predicted model, not a curated record.
CUCCCACAAUUAACAUCAAACCCAAAAAGGCAAUGGGUCACGUGAACCUCGAGCCUAUGCUUUUUUUUUAAAUGGUUGCAGAAGGAAAUGUCACCGUGAUUGCAGAAACGCUGCAACUCGAUCGAUCUUGUCGUGUCAACCUGAAUUUUACUGAAGAAGACUGUAUGGCGAUGGACGAUGGAAAUCAUUCGGACGUUCAGAAAGCCGUCCAAGUCUACCAAAACAAUUUCAAUUAUUAUCAAGGAUUGACGGCCAGCCUUUUGCCUAUCCUGGUUAUUUUCUUGGUUGGAUCCAUCAGCGAUCGUUACGGCAGAAAACUGCCGAUGGUCAUCGUGCUAGGCGGGUUUGUCGUCUACGCUAUCGUUUACCUCCUCGUUAUUCUUAAUCCGUCAUGGCCUGUGGAAGUUCUCUACGCUGCUUCACUAGCCGUCAAUGCAACAGGAAGUUGGGUCGUUUUCAACAUGGCAGUCUACAGCUAUUUAGCUGAUAUCACAACAAUGGAAACGCGAACGAAACGUAUGGGAUGGAUGGACGCUGCAUGGUCGAUGGGAAGACCCCUGGGUACUUUGCUCGGUGUAUGGUUAUACCAAACAUUCGGUUACGUAGCUGUUUUCGCCGUCUCCGCCAUCCUGUGGCUAAUUUGCUUAAUUUAUACCGCAACUGUUAUUAAAGAAAGCAUUACAGAGCCCAGUGGAACAGUGGAGUCUGAAGAAAAUCCCUUUCAAUUUAUGAUCAGCUUGUACCAAACAGUUUUCAAACGUUACCCUCAUCGAGUUCGAGUUUAUUUACUUUUACUUGUAGCUUUCAAAUUGGGUGUCUAUCUCGUCCAAGGGCAUCAAUGGUCGGGCGCAAGUGACAUUUCCCAUCAAAUUGGGAUGGUUGUGUGGGUCGGAGUGGCAUCGUCUUACCACCUUUCGGAUUAUACUGUCGCUAUCUUUGGAUUGGUAUCCAUCGCUAUCUGGAACAUCGUGUUAGCCAGCAUUGUCGACCCGUGUAUGUGGUGGUUGGUUAUUGUUGCAACGCUAUUAGGCGCUCCUAAAGCGAGCAUCGAACCAGCCUUGCGAUCUCUAAUAUAA